CGUGUCUGCGCGCGCAUGCGUACUGCCGGCGCCCCGUCAACUCUAUGGCGAAUCCUCUUCGUCGCGGCUGCUGACAAAAUGGCGGCGGCAGCGGCGUCGGCGGCGGGGCCUCCCGGGUUAGGCUUUGAUUUUGGCCCAAACAGCGCCCUCGAGAGCCGCGUCUUGGCUUACACGUUGCACCGAUGGAGCAGCUUCUCCUCCACUUAUUUGCCAGAGAAUAUUUUGGUAGACAAGCCCAAUGAUCAGUCGUCACGGUGGUCCUCUGAAAGCAACUACCCUCCACAGUAUCUCAUCUUGAAACUUGAAAGACCUGCCAUUGUUCAGAGUAUAACAUUUGGAAAAUAUGAGAAGACCCAUGUCUGUAACUUAAAGAAGUUUAAAGUGUUUGGUGGGAUGAAUGAAGAAAACAUGACAGAUCUAUUAUCUAGUGGCUUAAAGAAUGACUAUAACAAAGAAACCUUUACCUUAAAGCAUAAAAUUGAUGAGCAGAUGUUUCCGUGUCGAUUUAUUAAGAUAGUUCCAUUGCUGUCUUGGGGCCCCAGUUUCAAUUUUAGCAUCUGGUAUGUUGAACUCAGUGGCAUUGAUGAUCCAGACGUAGUGCAGCCCUGCCUCAAUUGGUACAGCAAGUACCGUGAACAGGAAGCUAUUCGCCUCUGUCUGAAGCACUUUCGCCAGCACAACUACACAGAGGCUUUUGAGUCUCUGCAGAAGAAGACCAAGAUUGCGCUGGAGCACCCCAUGCUGACAGACCUCCAUGACAAGUUAGUCCUGAAAGGAGACUUCAAUGCUUGUGAAGAGUUGAUAGAAAAAGCUGUGAAUGAUGGUUUAUUUAACCAGUACAUCAGUCAACAGGAGUACAAACCACGAUGGGGACAGAUAAUUCCCAAAAGCACCAAAGGUGAUGGUGAAGACAGCAGACCUGGAAUGCGAGGUGGUCAUCAGAUGGUGAUUGAUGUUCAGACAGAAACGGUGUAUUUGUUUGGAGGCUGGGAUGGUACACAGGACCUGGCAGACUUCUGGGCAUACAGCGUGAAGGAGAACCAGUGGAUGUGCAUAUCAAGAGACACUGAAAAAGAGAAUGGUCCCAGUGCCCGGUCGUGUCACAAGAUGUGCAUUGACAUCCAGCGAAGACAGAUCUACACACUCGGUCGUUACCUGGAUUCUUCUGUGAGGAACAGCAAGUCUCUGAAAAGUGACUUCUAUCGCUAUGAUAUUGACACAAACACAUGGAUGCUCUUAAGUGAGGACACUGCAGCGGAUGGAGGUCCCAAGUUAGUGUUUGACCAUCAGAUGUGCAUGGAUUCAGAGAAGCACAUGAUCUACACCUUUGGUGGUCGGAUUUUGACCUGCAAUGGCAGCGUGGAUGACAGCAGGGCCAGCGAGCCACAGUUCAGUGGCCUUUUUGCUUUUGACUGUCGAUGUCGGAUGUGGAGGCUCUUGCGAGAGGAUUCCUGUAAUGCUGGCCCUGAAGAUAUCCAGUCCAGAAUAGGGCACUGCAUGUUGUUCCAUUCAAAAAAUCGUUGCCUGUAUGUGUUUGGUGGACAGAGGUCGAAAACAUACUUGAAUGACUUCUUCAGUUACGACGUGGAUUGCGAUCAUGUGGACAUCAUAUCAGAUGGCACGAAGAAAGAUUCAGGGAUGGUUCCGAUGACAGGGUUUACCCAAAGAGCUACCAUUGAUCCAGAACUGAACGAAAUCCAUGUGUUGUCUGGACUUAGUAAAGACAAGGAGAAGAGGGAAGAGAAUGUUCGGAAUUCCUUCUGGAUUUAUGACAUUGUGCGAAACAGCUGGUCUUGUGUCUAUAAGAAUGAUCAAGCAGCCAAAGAAAAUCCAAGCAAAAGCCUUCAAGAGGAGGAGCCUUGCCCACGCUUUGCACACCAGCUUGUGUACGAUGAGUUGCACAAGGUUCAUUAUUUGUUUGGAGGGAAUCCAGGCAAAUCCUGUUCUCCAAAGAUGCGGCUGGAUGACUUCUGGUCCCUGAAGCUCUGCCGUCCUUCCAAGGAAUACCUACUUCGUCACUGCAAAUACCUAAUAAGGAAGCACAGGUUUGAAGAGAAGGCUCAAUCAGACCCACUGAACGCCCUAAAGUACCUGCAGAAUGACUUAUAUGUCACAGUGGAUCACUCAGACCCCGAGGAAACAAAAGAGUUUCAGCUCCUUGCUUCAGCCCUCUUCAAGUCUGGCUCCACUCUUGCCACUCUGGGGUUUUCCGAUGUGGAUCACAUUUACGCCCAACGAACUCAGCUGUUUGAUACUUUGGUGAACUUCUUCCCCGACAACAUGACGCCUCCAAAGGGCAACCUGGUCGACCUCAUCACUCUGUGACAGGCAGCUUUCAGAGGUGGAGACAGAGAUGUUCAAGGAGGAAAAGAAGAUUUUGGCUUCCAGUAUUUUUUUAAAACGAAUUUUGUGUGCACACGCAUUGAUUGGAGUGACUGGUGGACUUCAGCGAUUGAGGACAAGCCAGCUUUGAAAGGGGCUUUAUGGGUAAUGCCAAAUGGGACUCAGCUAAUAAUAAUAAUAAUAAUAAAAAUAAUUGCCGUACAUCUGAAGGAGAAAACAAAUUAUAUAUUUUCUGACUUUGGGUUUUUAAAGGUUGAUGAACACUGACCAGAAGAAAGGAAUUGUGUGGUCAUCUGAGUUGUUUAUACUGUCUUGGGGUCCCUGGUGUGCUGCAUAUCCAUGACUUUUUUAUGUGGGAGGGGGAGGUCUUUUUGGCUUUGUAGUUUUGUCCCAAGAAUCGUUUUUGGUUGUUUUCAGCUUUACUCUCUGUGUGUUUUCACCAGUAGCAGACGACGCUGGUGUUAUGUGAGGGUUGUGUGUCUCUGUGUAUGUCUGUCUCUCUCUGUCGACUCAAGUCUUGUAACUGCAGUGUGACUGUGUGUGUAGAAGAGCUAAAUUGUGGUCCAUUCACCAUAGAGAAGGCAAACAGUGCCCUCUGGCGGUCCUCAGAUCUGGCUGAGGAGCCAAAUCAUAAUGCUCUGAAGGUAGCACUGUACUGAAACUAUCCAACCAGAUGAUGAAAGGAGGCUCACUCCAUGCUUGGUGAAUAAAGUAGUAGUGGACACACAGUAGAAGAAACCUGUGGCAGGGGAAGAGCCUGGCAAUAAACCUCAUGACUCUCUUUGAACCGAAUAAUAGAAGAAGGUAUAUACAAACUCUGAAAUGCAGCUUUUUUCCACCUGUCUGAUUUCAGAUUCAGGGAAUAGCAGAAACGAUGCUGGCAGAGAAGAAAGGGAAAGCAUGUUCUCUGUGUAGAAUGCCUUUCUUUUCCAAGCCUGCCAUCACUGUUUUGUUAUAAUAGUUUGCUUGGAAGGGGAUAUGUUGUGAGCACGCAUGAUGUCUUCCCUUGUUCAGUGGUAUUUUUGCUCAGCCAAUGGCAGCCUGUUUCCUCUUCAGGCCCCUUCUUAACCAUCUAAACCAGGCAUGGGCAAACUUUGGCCCUACAGGUGUUUUGGACUUCAACUCCCACAAUUCCUAACAGCCUACUGGCUGUUCACCCAUGCCUGCACUAUAACCUCUGAAUUUCUUUAUCAUUUUCUGAGCUCUUUUCAAUAAGGGACUUUGACGUAGGUAAGCUGCACUUAAAUGGUUGUGAGUCCCUAACAAGAUGCAAGCCAGCAUCUCCCACAAACUAUAUGGAUCAGGAUUGGGCAAGGUUGCAGGCCUCCAGCUGUUUUUGGACUAUGAUUUUCAUCUGCCCUAGCAACAUAGGCCAUGGUAAGCAAAGCUGGAAGUUGCUCUCCAACAACAGCAGGAGGGCUACACUUCACCUGUCCCUGGCCUUGCUACUAUCUGUCUUAUCCUGUUUUUGUCAUACUCUUCAGACUGGCAAUUGUGGCUGUCCAGAUGCUGCACUGCAAUUCCCAGCCUUCCUCUCUAUUGGCUAAUCUGGCUAGGGCUGACUCCAACAGCAACAGGAGAGGCGUGUAUUUCUCACCCUGUCCUGGAGACAUUCACACAGGCUUUUUCGAUGUGGGUUUUAUUAUGCUCUCAGUGAUGUCAACUAAAUUGAGGUGAGACCUGGCUUCUUUUUUCCUCCUCCUCCAUGCUUGCCUUCCCCUUGAUCACCAGCCUCAAGCAUUUCUAUAAUAGGAAAGGAAGGAAGGUAAUGUCUGAAUUUACCUGCCCAUGACAAUUGAAACCAGUGGCUCUCAAAAAGGUUGCUUUUAGUUAAAUGAAAUAGAUUUCUUUCACAAUAGUGAAUGGCGGAAACCACAAAAGACUGCAGUGUACGCUUGUGUGUGUAUGUAUUUGUGUGUUGUUAUGUUGCUUAUGUUUUAGGACAACUGUGACUUCAAAUGAAACCUUGAGCUGCCCGACCUUCUCCAAGGAAAUCUGUGGAAUGCACAUUGGACUGGAAUUUAUUGAAAAGAGUGUGUGAUUUUCUAAAAUUGUGUGCCGACACUUUUAUUAAUAGUGGCUGAUACAGCUGGGUUAUCAACCUUCAGGUGCUGUUGGACUGAAACUCCAAGCAGACUAGCCAGUUGCAAGGAAUGCUGGGAGUCUCAGUCCAGAAUAAUUUGUAACCGCAUCCUGCGGAAACAUUGCUUCACUGAUAAUUUAUAUAACUUCAUUGUGUGUGGAUGCCUUUUUAGUGGGAUGAUUUGCUGAAGAACAAAUUCUAGUUGGUGAAACCAUCUUUGUGUGCUGAACACCUAAAUUCAAUGGCUCUGUGGAAGUCCCAUGUUUUGUGACAUUACACAAUUGUGUUUGGACAUCAUAGUUAACUAUGACUCAUGGCAGUCUUCCUCAGAUGGAUGUUCUCCAGAUGUUUUCUCUAUCAUUUGUCAUGCUGAUGGGAGAUAACUUUUGGAGAGAAUUAUGGGAGAAUGGCUGGCUUUUGGUGGCAUUCAUAAACAAUAAUGAACUCCUGCCUCACAUCUCCCCAUCAUACUCCACUAGCUGGGCCUUUGGAAGCUUUUCCUUUUCCUUUUGGUUAAUGUCUGUUUGCCACUGGAUCUGUCCAGGGAUUGUAAUUUAUGGAAAUAAGCUAGCUUCACAUAAAUUAGGGUUUAAAGUUGGCUUGUUGGUUUGUUUUGUGCUUGUGUUAACCCACAAUCUCUGGUUCAGGCAAAGUGCAAAGCUUGGGGACAUAUUAAAUGAGAAACCUUCCUAAAUAUUGGUGGACCAGGGGAAAUUUAAGGUAAGAGCAGUUUGCUGGUUUAUCACGAUGACUGGAUUGGACUUUGAAGUGAUUGACCUGCAACAGAGAAAUCAGGUGACGUAGUGCCUAUUUUUAAAACAGCAAUUUUUCUCUUCCUCCCUUUCUCUCUCUCUCUCUGCAUUGUGUGGACCUUAGGUAAUUUUUUGAAACUUUUUGUAUUUAAGAUAAAUUUUGCAUUUGUCAAGCGUGUUGCGUGUACUUGCCAGUAUUGCUUUUGACAACUAGACUGUGUUGCGAAAUUGUUUGUAUCUUCACCACUGAAGCAUUAUUGUGUGGGAAGGCAGGAAGGAAGAGUUCUCUUUGAUCCUAAAAUAUUUGUCCAGUUGCUCCUCUGAGGAUAUUUUUCUCACUAGUGAGAGACUCUUGGCAUGGCAUGAACCCACAUUUUAUUCUCAGUAAUAUGCAUGUCACUUCAUAACAUAUUCCCUUUCCCCAUCAUGUAUGUUUCCUUCUGUAGAGUGAAAGAUUAAUUUAAAGUUGAUUGCUGCUCUUCCUACAAAGCAGUCCUGUUCCUUUGGGCAAAGACUGAUUGGGCAAAAGCAGGCCUCUGGACUCAUGAUAUUGCUCAAAGAUGCCUGUUGGUACCAGUUUAGGGGGGUAUAAACCAGAUGGCAUCUUGGUGUCAUCUCCAAGACAUGGUGGGAUCCCAGACUUACUAACAUCUUGGAGAACGUACUGGUUUGGAUUACAGCUCUCAGAUUCUCCUGGUCAACGUGUGGCCAGGCUGACUGCAGGAUGCUUAGAGUUGUAGUCCAGAAACUACAGCUACUCCUUUGUAGUUUAGAGCCAAAGGCCUUGGGAUUUUCUGAAAUUCAUUGGUGGUUCACAAAAUGUAAGACCAGGCACUUGCAAUAAAUGACAAGAUGGUUAAAAAGGCAGGGGCCACCAUUUUGCUUCCAUAUUUUACCAGGAAGCUUCCAGAGAUGUCUAGCAUCUCUUCAUUGUUGGAUGCCAAAUGCUAGUCUAGAUGGUCCUCCACUUUGGCAAGGAGGUUCUUGGGAUUACUGGGUGGCUUGCCAGGAGUCCUUAUCUGUUGGCAUAAGUGUGAAAAACCACGGAAAAUGGCAAUGCCUGGUGCCUGGAUGUUGGCACCCCGCCACCAGCUGAGUUUUGUCCUGUACCAAUGUCCAUUAAUGGUCAUAAUUCUUUGGAUGGGGAGCAGUUGAUGGAAGGAUUUGGGUACAAUGGUUGUGAGUCUUAAAAAGGAAAAUGCCACCGGAGGUGAAGGAACAGCACCCACUGUUAUCCAGAGGAGUGUGGAAUGAGAAAAAGAAUUAGGAAGUGAAAUUGUGGGAGCUUAGCAAGGACUGAGGUACAGAAGAUACUAGGAGUGAUUGAAUAAAAUUCAAACUACCUGCUAAGAUGAAAAAUUGAGAAGUAGAACAGGGUUGGAAUAGUUUGGGUUGCCCUCUAGACAUCCUGGGCUGUACCGUUGGCAUCCUUUACCUGAAGGAAAAGAGGACUACAUGGAAAAUGCCCUGGACACACCAUCACCAUCUUCUUUCACGACUGCUAAACUUUCAGAUAGAAACAAUUGAUUUACAAGGUGUGCACCUCAUUUCUAUGCUCCUCUACACUUCUGAUGCAGUUCUAUCCAUGCAGUGGUUAGAAUUGCAUUAAAAUUGCAGAGUGGAUUUCGUAAUUUGGUCAUCUCAGCUGGCUGGCCUUGUAGUUUAGGAAUGGUUUGGAUGCCUCCAAUUAUUAUUAUUAUUAUUAUUAUUAUUAUUAUUAUUAUUAUUAUUAUUAUUAUUAUUUCAGGAAUUUCUAUACCGCCUUUCUCCCAGCGGACCCAAGACGUCUCACAACAUAAUUAAAAUAUGCGAAGUAUCAUAAGACCAUUAGCUAAAACAGGCCAUAAAAGUUGCACAAUGCUUCAUAGUAUCAUCCAUCUUAUAAACAGUUAAAUUACAUUAAAAUCUUGCUAAGACUCCCACGUGCAUCUAAAGUGCUAAGACUCGGUUAGAAUUCAAUUACACAUCCUUCUACCCCUUAAAUUCUGCUCCUGAAAAUGCUGCAACCUCUGGCUUCUUGUGGCUUGGCUGUAGGACCAGUAAGCCUUUGUUCAUUCAUAGCAGUUGCUCCUACCCAUUCUGUGGAUUUCUCACAUUUCUCACAUUUUCCCUAUUUUUAUUACCUAUGCUGUGAAAUAGAGAAUUGGUUUCUAAUGAGUGUUCAAGGUCUGGGAACAUAGAUCACGUACUACAAUGUAUGUCUAUACUCAUUUGCUACUUUAACAGACUUUCCAUCUUUCCUUAGAAAAUUUGCACAUUCAGUCCCAAGCCUUUCCCCAGACUCCUAUGAUUUCUUUGGUGUAAGCAACAGCACAGCAAUGUAAACUUAUAUAAUAACUUCUCAUGUAGGCAUGCCUUUUUGGCAAACAUAUCUGGCUAUUUGCCUGGCCUUUUUCUAGAUCUGCUCCACUGGUUCUCAACCGCAGAUCCUUUGGAGCUCAACUCUUAGAAUCAGUCACCAUUGACUCACUGGUGGAGGCUACUGAGAGUUUAAAUCUAAAACAAUUGGAGGAAAAAAGGUUGAAAACCCCAGACCUAGACCGUAGUUAAAAUCCAAAGAAACUGGAGAAUCAUAGUUGAGAAGGCCAAAAAAGGAGUUCACCAAAAGUACAUAAAGAUCCCAAUUUGUAUGCAACUUUAUACUUAAAAAAGAUUAAAUUGAGGAUAGCUUUAUUGGAUAAUGCUUCCUUUCCUAGAUAUGUUGACUAAUUUCCUCUUACACAAAUAUGGUGUGAGGUGUACCAUCUGUAAGCUAUGAAAGAUGCCAAUUGGGCUCUGUAGAAAAGGAGGCAUUCCCAAAAGAUCAUUCACCAUGGAUCAGGUCCACUUGCCAUUUUGUUUGUUGCCGUUAAGCACCCUGUUUUCUACCUCCGAAAUCCUUGCACCCCUUGACUGGGCCGUCAUUCGAUCCGAGACAAUGACUCCUGUGACCAGAGCAUUGCAUGACUGUUGUACCUCCUUUGCCCUGGGAGAGCGGGACUUAAUUAGGAAUGUUUUGAUGACUUGAAACUUUCUGCAUGGAGUGUGGGGCAGACUUUCUUCCUACAGCGUCGUUUCUGAUCAUCCGAGAUAGAGAGGUGCCUCGAGGACAGUGUUGUGCCACUCUCGCUUCCCUGAUGUGUCCGUCACUUUCCGUUCUCCAUUUGCAGUAUUAAUGGCACCCUGCGUUCUCGGCCCCUCUUGCCCCUCCUGUCUUGAUGUGAGGUGAAUGAUUGUGAUCCCAGGUUGAAGUAGUCUGUAACAAUUCCUUUGGAGCGACGAGAGGAAAUUACCUAUGUAGAAUUACGCUGUAUGUAAUGUAUAUACGGAGAGAGAAUGUAUUUUGUUCAUUUUUUUCUUAAUAAAAAAUCAAGCUAG
This is a messenger RNA of Anolis carolinensis (green anole), 8535 nucleotides long. RefSeq names its product muskelin 1 (gene mkln1). The transcript has 18 exons. Gene Ontology annotation, molecular function: protein binding. Gene Ontology annotation, cellular component: cytoplasm. Bases 16 to 2325 code for a protein of 769 amino acids. Lineage: Eukaryota; Metazoa; Chordata; Lepidosauria; Squamata; Anolidae. The record is from RefSeq and is a predicted model, not a curated record.